This is a messenger RNA of Ficedula albicollis (Collared flycatcher), 965 nucleotides long. It is a transcript of the gene MCFD2, whose product is annotated as multiple coagulation factor deficiency 2. Gene Ontology annotation, molecular function: calcium ion binding. NCBI's taxonomy places the organism in Eukaryota, Metazoa, Chordata, Aves, Passeriformes, Muscicapidae. The coding region runs from base 41 to 475 and encodes 144 amino acids. The transcript is spliced from 4 exons. The record is from RefSeq and is a predicted model, not a curated record.
UUUUUGGGGGGGCGGAUGUUUUCCUUUUUUGUAGAUCACAAUGGCCCAAAGGACGUUUAGAACACAUUUGCUAUUCUGCUUUUCUAUGGCUGCAUUCUUCAUCUCUGCCCUAGCUGAGGAACACGUAGGAGAGAGUCAACAUCCAAAUAUUCGCCUUGAUAAGAAUUUGGUGCAAGAUAAAGAACACAUCAUGGAGCACUUGGAAGGUGUUAUCGAGAAACCAGAAUCUGAGAUGUCUCCACAGGAGUUGCAGCUCCAUUACUUCAAAAUGCAUGAUUAUGAUGGCAAUAAUUUGCUAGAUGGGUUAGAACUUGCUACUGCUAUCUCACAUGUCCACAAAGAGGAAGGUGGUGAGCAUACCCAAGCAAUGAAGGAAGAAGAGCUAAUUAGUCUAAUAGAUGAUGUCUUGAGAGAUGAUGACAAGAACAAUGACGGAUACAUUGACUAUGCAGAAUUUGCAAAAUCACUGGAAUAAGGGUGAAAGAAGAGUAAUUCAGAGACAAUGUCAUAAUCAACAGAGCCACUAGAUAGCGUAUGGACACUGCACAUCAGUUCCCUGCAGUAUGGAACAGAGUGAUUCAACAACCUGCAUUUCCCUAAACCACCACCAGUACUCUGACUACAGGCACGGCUUGCUCCUCUUACAAUAUCACAUUGACAGCAUGAUGCCUGCAUUUUUAUUAGUUUAUAGCUGUCAUAAAAGUUUACUACAGAUGGGACUGCUUUCUGGUAAUUAAUUUUCAUCAUUUAGGGAAUCCUAAUUGAUUUGAAGUGAUAGUAAAGGAGCUUCAUUGUAAUUUUGUCAGUAAAAAAAAAGGUGUAAUAGGAAGGCUUUUGAAUAUAAGCAUCGAGCUUUGUCUGAUGCUUCUUGACCAGCUCUAGUUGACCUGGGAGAGGGACCAUGAUGUAUCUACAGUGGUCUCAACCAACAUUAAAGAAUAUUGAACGAGUUUAGUAGGAGUCUG